AUGUCUAAAGAUUCCUUUCCAUCAGUUCUCAGCAGAAUUGAUGAUAUUAUUGAAGAGUUAGUGUUAGUACAUGAAAUUGAUGACGGAAAUUACCGCAUUCUUCAAUCAAUGACAGUCCGUUUACGCGAUUCUGACAUGGAAAAUUUAAAAAGAAUACAAACAUGUUCGGAUUUGAAAAAAGCUGUUACUCAAGUAAUGGCUUACUCAACUGUUUCAGACCAAAUAUUAUGCAAUUUCCAAAAUCUAAACAAAAAAUUCGAAAAACAACUUAAAAACGUAUAUAGUGACUUUAGAAAUCCAGAAACUUUCAAAGAACCUGCACUCGAAAUGACAAUAAACGCUCUCAUUGCAUUAGAAGUACAAGGAUUUGGCCAAGAUGUUCGAAAAACUCUAGAUCUUACAAAAAUACGUCUUCUACAAUAUAAGCUGAUCACUUUGUGUGAUGAACUUCAUAAGAAAGCAUUUUCUAUUGCAACAUACACAAAUAAUCUAUCAGAUGAACCAGAUUAUUCUCAGAAAAAAUUUGAUGCCAUUUCUGCAGAGCUAAUUAAAUACAAAGAAGAAGUUCGUAGAUUACAGGACGAAAACAAACUACUCCACGAGCAAUUAGCUGACCAGAAGAGCCGCAAUGAUAUUUUAUCUCGAACUUUGAACCAAGUUCAAGAAGAAAAGCUUAAUUUAGAAAAGAAAUAUGGUACAGAAAGAACAGAAUACAACAUAAGAAUACAACAGCUCCUUAAAGUCGCUUCCAGCUCAGCAGAUCAAGAUAAUGAAAUUGCUCUUCUCAGAGAACAAGUAAGAACAUUAGAAACAAUCAUAGACAAUAAGAAAGUUUAA
Messenger RNA from Trichomonas vaginalis G3, 837 nucleotides. RefSeq lists its product as uncharacterized. The record is from RefSeq and is a predicted model, not a curated record. NCBI's taxonomy places the organism in Eukaryota, Parabasalia, Trichomonadida, Trichomonadidae. The coding region runs from base 1 to 837 and encodes 278 amino acids. The transcript has a single exon.